AUGUUACCGGGAGACCAUUUACCUGCGGACGGAACGGAGGGGCUCAACAGCCCGACUAAAGGCAGUGCGUCUUUGAAAUCCAAAGAGGAAAUCCUUCCAGCACGUGACCCUGUUAGCAGAGGAAAUACCAUCCCUGCUGACCUCAUCAGCACCCAGCCUCUGUCAUCUGCAGCCCCAUCAGCAGAGGCCUCACAGGAGGCAGCAGAGUGUAAGAAGCCCACCUGCCCACAAUGUGGUCUCACAGUUCCAGACCACAGACCUCCCCCUGUCUUACCCGCAGUGAGUCGUCUGCAGGGAUCCAGCCUGUCGGUGCACAGCAGCAGCAGCAGCAGCAGGACGAGCAAGAGGAGCAAGAGGAGCAGGAGCAGUGUGGCUGGAUCACAUCAACGUACUGCUACACCUGCUGCUGACUCCUGUUUACACUUGCUUUUGGCGUGCCUGUACUGUCAAUGCUCCGUGCUGCUCCUGGGUCUGUUGGAGGCCUGCUCCACCUGUCUUCACAGCCUCUGCUCCUCCUGCUGCCACGCCUGCGCCCGCUGCUGUUCGGCCAUCCAGGAGGCGCCCGUGGAAGAGCUCAACUGCAACGCACACUGCCACUCGGUGUUGUUCGACUCCUGCUGUGAGCCGACCGAGUGUCUGGAGUUUUGUCUUGAAUGCUGCGAGAUCUGCCAUCGCAGCUGAGGACUCACAUGAGACAUGAGACUGAAACAACAGAUGUACAAGCAAUAUGGGAUUUAUUAACACUUCAGUGACAAUUCUUAUGACUGAACUUUAUCUUUUCUUGACUCUAAAAGUUGUGAAGAGCAAAAUCCACUGCAAAUCACAACAAUUCUUUGUGAUAAUUCAUGUUUUUAUAACUUAUUUGUGCAAGUCCUGCUACAACAAUUUGUUUUUCAUUGACCUCAACUAAAGCAAUCGCUGAGGAUUUGAGUUAGUGCUUCAAAAUGUUUUUCAGUUAAGGAGAUUUUUUUGGGCCUUUUUGAGCUAAAGCCAUUUAAAAUGAAUAAAUAAUAUCAAACAUUGUAGACUUGAAGUUUGCUGUCAAUAUGCAGGAAAUUAAGCCAGUAGAUGAUGAUGAUGAUGCUGAUUAGCUGAGCUAAAAAAAAAAAAAACUAGAACAAAACAAUAUCCAACAUCUCUGAAGCUCAAAACUACACGUAUGGUCUUUUUAACCAAACACAUAAACUAAUGUUAAAAACACACUGGCUGCAGGUUUGAGCUUUUCUCCAGCUCUUUUGUGAUAUCUAGUGACUGUAUUCAACAUCAACGCCGAGUCUCGUUCAGAAGAAGCGCUUCAAGCCCAAUGAUGGCCGUCGCCAUAUUGGAAAUGCAGCCUCCAACUCCCUUUCAAUCAAUACAGGGACAGGCAAGAGGCGGAGCCUAAAAGCUUUUGACAAGUUAACUCCGCACCUGUCAGUCAACUUAGUCUGUCCCAAAUUUGUACAUUUCUGCAUAACUUUGCCUUCAUAUAAUCAAUACAGAUGAGUUGCAAAAAUAAAUUCACUCCCAUUCAGCUUUUGUAAAAAUGGUGCAUUUAAACAUGAGACCUAAAGGGGAUUCUUUGGCUUUUGGAGCCAGACUUAAGUGGACACUCUAUGAUGAACUGCAACUGUUUGCAUUUUAGCAUUGUCUUCAGUUAACACCAGAGGUUGCCACUUGGUGCUUUCUCUCCAUGAGUUAUGUGCUAUUAAAUUCCGGGGCCACACAAUAAUGCAUUCAAACAGUGAAUUCAACGUUUAUUCAACAGAAAUGCCUUUUGUUUGUACAUUAAGUUGCAUUUAAUGACUUUGACCUAACAAG
Labrus bergylta (ballan wrasse) is the source of this 1800-nucleotide messenger RNA. The record is from RefSeq and is a predicted model, not a curated record. Lineage: Eukaryota; Metazoa; Chordata; Actinopteri; Labriformes; Labridae.